Messenger RNA from Prorocentrum cordatum, 1235 nucleotides. Lineage: Eukaryota; Dinophyceae; Prorocentrales; Prorocentraceae. The record is from the annotation of a GenBank genome assembly.
UAGCCAUGUUGGCUCAAGCCGCUCAACAGCGAGCGACAGCCCUGUUGUUCAAACUCGUUCGGCGAUGGCCUUUCCGUUUGUAGCUGCAGUCUUCGCUCGUUGUGCUUGAGAUGACUGUUCGGGGGGGCGCGGGUGAUGCGCGCCCCGUGUCCGAUGAUGCUGUUGCCCAUCGCCGCACGGCUGCUGAACGUCGUGAACGCCGAGAGUGGGCCCGCAGGUCUGCCGAUCGGGCGAUCAGCUGAGGGUGCAUAAAGACCAGGUGUGAGCGUCUUUGAGCUCCUGCUUCCCAUCUUCUGGGUGAGCCGGCACUGGCAGAUCGUAGAUUGGCUCUUGCACCGGCUCUGUCAGACCUGCUCCAGGGUCGGCCGGCCGAUCGUGCUGCGGUCCUUCGGAGACGCGUGGCUUUGUAUUCUGCGGUGCAGCCUGGUGGUUGGGUAUCUUCGGCCGCGGUGGCGGAGCUCAAGCACAUGCAGAAGGGACCUCGUCUGCCUUUGCCUUCGGUGCUGAAUCCUGAUGCGGUUCCUUUCAUCCCUUGCGGUGGGUGGGAAUCGAUCGACGGCAGCGUGACGGAGUCAGGUCGCGAGGGCAACGUGGCUCAGCCCCAGGGGGAGACUUGCCCCUGUGUUGGCUCUGGCCUUGGGGGCGGAGCAGCAACACCACGGCAGUGCGUCGACGAAGUGAUGGACAACCGCCUGCAGGUGCAGGUGUGCGGUCGGGUUUGGUGGCAGGCGCGUGCGGCCACUGCCGCCGGCUGGCUCACGUUUUUGGUUUCUCGCCAUGUUGCCGCGGUCCCGCUUCGCUCGGGGGGAAGGGGGUCCGUUCCUGACGACGGUUCCCGUGAUGGCGGGCUCUAUGUGUUUUGCCCCACCCAGCCACUCAAGUUCGUUCGUGGUUCGGCGCGCUGGUAUGACUCGAGCUCCACAUCCAGCACCGAUUGUACCAGGACGAGGGGGAGAUGCAGGAGAGGGAAGAAGCCGCCAUCUUCGAUGAGGGCUGCCGCCAGGGAGCCAGCUCGUGAUGGUUGCAAGCAGUCUUGAGCCUUCUCGUCCCAUGUUGCCAUCCCUUGUCGCCGCAUGUGGAUAGCAGGUUGCGAGUCUGUUUGUGCGGUCGAGGUGUGAGCUGUGUUGAUUGCGCUGCCUGCGCUCUCGGUCUCAGCGUAGUUUUGUCGUCGUACUGUUUUCGCUACCUCACGUCGGGCGUGCCGGUGGUGGAGUCUCGAGACCAACGGGAGACCA